Messenger RNA from Hippopotamus amphibius kiboko, 3152 nucleotides. RefSeq names its product zinc finger protein 850-like. The transcript is spliced from 3 exons. The record is from RefSeq and is a predicted model, not a curated record. NCBI's taxonomy places the organism in Eukaryota, Metazoa, Chordata, Mammalia, Artiodactyla, Hippopotamidae. Gene Ontology annotation, biological process: regulation of transcription by RNA polymerase II. Bases 438 to 2795 code for a protein of 785 amino acids. Gene Ontology annotation, molecular function: DNA-binding transcription factor activity; RNA polymerase II cis-regulatory region sequence-specific DNA binding.
UGGAAACUUGGAGUCUUAACCACUGGACCACCAGAGAAGUCCCUGUGGCAGUGUUUUGAGGUGAGGCUGAGCCUGUUUAGGUAAAAGUGCAGGUCUUCUUUUCCGAUGGAAGUAAACAGGGAAGAGCUGGAGUUAGACUUGAAACGACUGCCUAUUUAUUCUGGAGGCAAUGGGAGGUUCAGUUCUGAGGAGGGAGAUUUUUCUUACCGAGGUCUCAGCAGACUCUGUCAGGUUCCGGAGUAGGGGAAAUGUGUGGGAAGAUGGAUUGUGGAUUUUCAGGGGUGAGACUGUUCAUGGUUUUAUUUGUUUCUGUUAUACCAGGGCAGUGUGACCUUUGAGGAUGUGGCCGUGUACUUCUCCUGGAAGGAAUGGUGUCUUCUUGAUGAGGUUCAGAUACACCUGUACCUUGAUGUCAUGCUGGAGAACUUUGCACUUGUAUGCAUGCUGGGAUCUUAGUUCCACAACCAGGAAUCGAACCUGGGCCUAUGGCAGUGAAAGCACCACGUCCUAACCACUGGAAUUCCAGGGAAUUUCCUAUAAUGAUUUUCAAAUAUGAAACCACCCUUGCAAACGUUGUAUCAAUCCCACUUGGUAAUGAUUCUUGGCAUGAAGUCAAGGAUGAAGAGACACCUUCUGGACAGAACAUAAGUGUGGAAGGAGUGUCACAGAUCAGGAUCCCCAGGGCAGGUUCAUCUCCUGAGAAGGCUCAGCCCUGUAAGAUGUGCAUCCCAGUCUUGAGAGACAUUUUACACUUGGCUGAAGAGCAAGGAACAAAUAGAGCACAGAAAGCAUACACUUGUGGGGCAUGUGGGAAAAAAUUCUAUUUUACUGCAAACCUUCAACAGCACCAGAAGCAGCACAUUAGAGAGAAACCCUUCCCACAUGAUGUGGGGAGACCCGCAUUUUUGAAGAGGCACACAGUUCCUACUGGAGAAAAGCCUUAUGAAUGCAGUGAAUGUGGAAAAAUUCUUUGCAACAAGUCCAGUUUCCUUAAACAUAAGAGACUUCAUACUGGAGAAAGGCCUUAUGCGUGCAAUGACUGUGGGAAAUCCUUUAUGCAUAGGUGUUACCUUCUUAUACACCAGAGAGUUCACACAGGAGAAAGGCCUUAUGAGUGUUAUGAAUGUGGGAAAUCUUUUACUGCUCGAUCUGGCCUCCAAAAUCAUCAGAGAGUUCAUACUGGAGAAAGGCCUUAUGAGUGCAAUGAAUGUGGGAAAUCCUUUAUCCAAAAAUGUCACCUUCUUAUACACCAGAGAGUUCACACUGGAGAAAGGCCUUAUGAAUGUAAUGAAUGUGGGAAAACUUUUACUGCUCCGUCUGGCCUCCAGAAUCAUCAGAGAGUUCAUACUGGAGAAAGGCCUUAUGAAUGCAAAGAAUGUGGUAAAUCUUUUAUCCAAAGAUGCAGCUUUAUUCAACAUCAGAGACUUCACACUGGAGAAAGGCUUUAUGAGUGCAGUGAAUGUAGGAAAACCUUUAUCCAUAGAUGUCACCUUCUUAUACACCAGAGAGUUCACACAGGAGAAAGGCCUUAUGAGUGUUAUGAAUGUGGGAAAUCUUUUACUGCUCGGUCUGGCCUCCAAAAUCAUCAGAGAGUUCAUACUGGAGAAAGACCUUAUGUGUGCAGUGAAUGUGGGAAAUCCUUUAUCCAAAAAUGUCAGCUUCUUACGCAUCAGAGAGUUCACACUGGAGAAAGGCCUUAUGAGUGUAAUGAAUGUGGGAAAUCUUUUACUGCUAGGUCUGGCCUCCAAAAUCAUCAGAGAGUUCAUACUGGAGAAAGGCCUUAUGUGUGCAGUGAAUGUGGGAAAUCCUUUAUCCAUAGAUGUCACCUUCUUAUACACCAGAGAGUUCACACAGGAGAAAGGCCUUAUGAAUGUUAUGAAUGUGGGAAAUCUUUUGCUGCUCGGUCUGGCCUCCAAAAUCAUCAGAGAGUUCAUACUGGAGAAAGGCCUUAUGAGUGUAAUGAAUGUGGGAAAUCUUUUACUGCUCGGUCUGGCCUCCAAAAUCAUCAGAGAGUUCAUACUGGAGAAAGGCCUUAUGAGUGCAAUGAAUGUGAGAAAUCCUUUAUCCAUAGAUGUCACCUUCUUAUACACCAGAGAGUUCACACUGGAGAAAGGCCUUAUGAAUGUAAUGAAUGUGGGAAAUCUUUUACUGCCAUGUCUGGCCUCCGAAAUCAUCACAAAGUUCAUACUGGAGAAAGGCCUUAUGGAUGCAAGGAAUGUGGUAAAUCUUUUAUCCAAAGGUGCAGCUUCAUUCAACAUCAGAGAAUACACACUGGAGAAAGGCUUCAUGAGUGCAGUGAAUGUGGGAAGUCCUUUAUCCACAGAUGUCAUCUUCUUAUACAUCAGAGAGUUCACACAGGAGAAAGGCCUUAUGAGUGUUAUGAAUGUGGGAAAUCUUUUGCUGCUCGGUCUGGCCUCCAAAAUCAUCAGAGAGUUCAUACUGGAGAAAGACCUUAUGGGUGCAGUGAAUGUGGGAAAUCAUUUAUCCAAAAAUGUCACCUUCUUAUACACCAGAGAGUUCACACUGGGGAAAGGCCUUAUGAGUGUAAUGAAUGUGGGAAAUCUUUUACUGCUAGGUCUGUGCUCCAAAACCAUCAGAGAGUUCAUACUGGAGAAAGGCCUUAUGAGUGCAGUGAAUGUGGGAAAUCUUUUAGCCAAAGACAAAACCUCAGCACCCAUAGGAAAGUCCACACUGGAGAAAGGCAUUAUGGGUGCAAAGAAUGUGGUAAAGCUUUUAUCCAAAGGUGCAGCUUCAUUUAUCAUCAGAGAGUUCACUGUGGAGAAAAGGCCUUAUGAAUGCAGCUGGUGAGGAUGCCACUGGGGUUGGAGGAGUUUGAGGUGGUAACAGUGGGAGAAUCCAGUGUGGUCAUCAUGCAACAAAUGUACCACUUCCAGAGAGGAAACUCAGGGGGAGAGAGGGGUGUCAUCUGCUUGUGAACUCCCAGUAAUGGACAGGGAUUUGGGAUACAGUGCUAGGUUGACUGGUUCCAGGCAUGAGAAGUCUGGUCACAGUGAUCCUCUUUGACUCCAUACACAGCUUUUGGGACUUAAAGAACAGUGUCCAUUCUGACACCCUCUUGCCCCCCCUACCCCCACACCAAGUGGCCUGCUCAUAACAUCCCCCCCCCCCCAACUUCACACAUGACCAGACAG